UAAUCACUUUUUUCCUUACAAAAAUGAAAACGCAGUUUUAAACUCACUCUACUCUCUCUUUCUCUUUCUUUCAUUUCUAUAUAUUCAACGCCGCCGUUUUGGAACUUCUUUUCGCUCUUUCUGUUUCCUAAAAGGGGCAAAAUUAUUUACGCGGAAAUAAUCGAUUUUGCCACCAAUUUUUUUCUUCGCGGAAUCGGAUCUCAGAAGGAAAUUUCUUUUGAGAAUAAAGAAACAGAAUAUAGUGCUAUCCCUGUCUAUACUGCUCUGAAUUAGUUGAAUGGCGGAUAAAGCAUGUAUCAAGCGUCUUCAGAAGGAGUAUAGAGCCCUUUGUAAAGAGCCAGUUUCCCAUAUCGUGGCCCGUCCUUCACCAAGUGAUAUUCUUGAGUGGCACUACGUAUUGGAAGGAAGCGAGGGAACACCUUUCUCAGGUGGUUUUUACUAUGGGAAAAUCAAGUUUCCUCCAGAAUAUCCAUAUAAACCUCCUGGAAUCAGCAUGACAACACCCAAUGGGAGGUUCAUGACACAGAAAAAGAUCUGUUUAUCUAUGAGCGAUUUUCAUCCUGAAAGUUGGAACCCAAUGUGGUCUGUAUCAAGCAUACUUACCGGGCUUCUUUCAUUUAUGAUGGACACCAGUCCAACCACAGGCAGUGUAAACACCACUACUGCCGAGAAGCAGCGUCUUGCAAAAUCUUCACUCUCUUUCAAUUGCAAGAAUGCAACAUUCAGGAAAAUGUUCCCAGAGUACGUGGAGAAGUACGAACAGCAGCAGCUUUCUGAGCAAACUGCUUCUGAGCAGCGGGUAUCAUCAGACGCUCGUCAAGAUAAAAGUUCAAAUUCUGUUUCAGAAAGGAAUUCAGACUCCGCAGGAGAAGACAUGAAAAGGGUAGAGGGAUUGAAGGACAUGAGGAGAAACAAAAAACAGGCAUUUCCAACAUGGAUGAUGUUAUUACUCUUCUCCAUCUUUGGGGUUGUUAUGGCAUUACCUUUACUUCAGCUGUGAAACUUGUAUGGGUAUAAAGGAUAUCCAUAAAAGACUUUCAUGCAACUGCUUGUUCUUUGUGCUCUGCUUAGGUUAUGUCAUAUCUAACAGGAUUUGUAUAGGAAAUAUUGGACAUGGAGGGUGUGUUAAAGAUAUGAUUUUACUCCUUGUGUCUAUGUUUUGCCAGUUUCUUGGUAUUGAUACUUGUCAUGUUAUGUUUACACUCUUAAACUGUUGAAGCUUGUCUUCUAGUCUUGGUUGGUAAACAUUAACACGCCGCGUUGCUAUGGACUGCAUUCUUCAUGUCAUGUUAAUUCAAGUUGAUGUUGUGACCA
Molecule: messenger RNA, 1314 nt
Organism: Vicia villosa (hairy vetch)
Lineage: Eukaryota; Viridiplantae; Streptophyta; Magnoliopsida; Fabales; Fabaceae
Product: probable ubiquitin-conjugating enzyme E2 33
Exons: 10
Coding region: 278-1000 (240 amino acids)
Source: RefSeq, a predicted model, not a curated record